ACUUGUCUCCCCGCCUUAAUGCUUCUCCUUUCGCAUUGCCGGCAAAAGAAACAAAAAAAAAAUGAAGAUCGUGACGUACAACGUGAACGGCCUGAGACCACGCAUCUCGCAGCACGGCUCUCUCCUCAAACUCCUCGAUUCCUUCGACGCUGACGUCAUCUGCUUUCAGGAGACCAAGCUUCGCCGCCAGGAGCUCACCGCCGAUAUCGUCUCGGCGGCCCGGUACCAGUCCUUCUUCUCCUGCUCAUGCGCCUCCGACCGCGGCCGCCGCGCCGGAUAUUCCGGCGUCGCUACCUUUUGCCGCGUGAAAUCUGCGUUCUCGAGCGCGGAGGCGGCGCUGCCGGCGGCGGCGGCGGAGGGAUUCACCGGAGUUCUCGAGAGUUCGCCUGCGGUUGCGCCGGGGCUUGAGGAGUUCGAGAGAGAUGAGCUUCUUAGGGUUGAUUGCGAGGGACGGUGCGUUGUGACUGAUCACACUCAUUUUGUUCUGUUCAAUUUGUACGGGCCUCGAGCGGAAUCCGAUGAUUUGGAAAGGAUUGAGUUUAAGCUCAAAUUCUUUAAGAUAAUGCAGAAAAGAUGGGAGUCUUUGCUGCGUCAAGGAAGGAGGGUAUUUGUUGUUGGUGACCUUAACAUUGCACCCACUAGUUUAGAUCGUUGCGAUGCAGGACCAGAUUUUGAAAAUAAUGAGUUUAGACGAUGGUUUAGAUCAAUGUUAGUGGACAAUGGAGGCGCUUUCUUUGAUGUUUUCAGAGCAAAACAUCCCGAUAGAAGGGAUGCAUACACAUGCUGGCCGCAAAAUACAGGUGCUGAAGAAUUUAAUUAUGGGACAAGAAUUGACCACAUUCUAUGUGCUGGAUCAUGCUUGCACCAAGAGCAGGACCAGAAAGAUCACAGCUUCUUCACUUGCCAUGUUGAGGAGUGUGACAUAUUGACACAAUAUAAACGGUGGAAACCUGGAAACACACCAAGGUGGAAAGGAGGACAGCGCAUCAAGCUUGAAGGUUCUGAUCAUGCUCCUGUUUAUACAAGUUUACGGCAAAUUCCUAGCGUCCCCCCACACAACACGCCGUCUUUAUCUUGCAGAUACAUCCCUAUGGUUUAUGGUGUCCAGCAAACUCUUGUCUCAACAUUGAUGAGAAGACAAGUUUCCAAACAAAUUAAGUCCUCCUAUGAAGUGUCAAGUUCAUCUCCAGAUGGAGAUAUCACUUUAGAAGGUUGCACUAAUAGAGAGAAGAGAGCCUUUGACCAAUGCAGUUUACCUGGUGUGCCUCCUGCCAAUCCUUGCUCUUUUUCAAGCCAAGAGUCCGAAGUUCUAAUUUCAAGAGAAGAUAUGGACUUGGGUUCAGGCAACGAAGUUUCUUGUGAAACCUCAAGUUGUCUGGUUGGUGCCUGCACCGCCACAACAAAGAAAAAGGCAAAGAAAAACCAAUGGUCCCAACUCACACUGAAGUCAUUUUUCCAGAAAAGUACAAUCCUUAGCAAUAGUAUCGAUAAUGAAAUAGAUACUUCAGCGAGUCGGGCUGAUUUCGUUGAGCCUAGUCAUCAGUCAAAUGAUCCUCCUAUUGGGGAGGAUCAAAGUGAGAACAUCAAUCAACGGGAUGGUCCUAAUCAGUGUGACUUCAACUCUAGUGCAUCAACUUGGGAUCAGGAUGAAGUGAAGAACUGUUCUUCAGAGAAGAAUACUGUUGCUUUAAUGGAGUGGCAAAGGAUACAGCAGAUGAUGCAGAAUAGCAUACCCCUUUGCAAGGGCCAUAAAGAAGCUUGUGUUGCUCGAGUUGUGAAGAAACAAGGUCUGAAUUUUGGUCGCCGAUUUUACGUCUGUGCACGUGCUGAGGGACCUGCAUCUAAUCCCGAAGCAAAUUGUGGUUAUUUCAAAUGGGCUGCUUCAAAAUCACGAGGAAAAUAAUGACGGGAAUCAUUUCUGCCAAAUUUUUUGUUGAGUGAUGUCAAGCUUUUAUUUUUAUUUUUUUUCUCGAUCUUCUAGAUGG
This is a messenger RNA of Morus notabilis, 1985 nucleotides long. Its product is annotated as DNA-(apurinic or apyrimidinic site) lyase 2. The transcript is spliced from 10 exons. Gene Ontology annotation, biological process: base-excision repair. Gene Ontology annotation, cellular component: nucleus. The record is from RefSeq and is a predicted model, not a curated record. NCBI's taxonomy places the organism in Eukaryota, Viridiplantae, Streptophyta, Magnoliopsida, Rosales, Moraceae. Gene Ontology annotation, molecular function: double-stranded DNA 3'-5' DNA exonuclease activity; DNA-(apurinic or apyrimidinic site) endonuclease activity; phosphoric diester hydrolase activity. The coding region runs from base 62 to 1903 and encodes 613 amino acids.